Arxiozyma heterogenica is the source of this 402-nucleotide messenger RNA. RefSeq names its product mitochondrial pyruvate carrier (gene MPC3). The coding region runs from base 1 to 402 and encodes 133 amino acids. Lineage: Eukaryota; Fungi; Ascomycota; Saccharomycetes; Saccharomycetales; Saccharomycetaceae. The transcript has a single exon. Gene Ontology annotation, cellular component: mitochondrial inner membrane. Gene Ontology annotation, molecular function: pyruvate transmembrane transporter activity. The record is from RefSeq and is a predicted model, not a curated record. Gene Ontology annotation, biological process: pyruvate import into mitochondria.
AUGUCAGCUAUAAGUUUUGUGUUUAGAAGAUUUUGGAACAGUGAGACUGGUCCUAGAACAGUUCACUUCUGGGCUCCUACAUUAAAAUGGGGUUUGGUUAUAGCAGGGUUAAGUGAUUUAAAAAGACCAGUUGAAAAACUAUCGGGUACUCAAUCACUAUCGCUGUUUGCCACUGGUUCAAUUUGGACUCGUUGGUCUUUUGUUAUUAAACCAAGAAAUUAUUUAUUGGCCUCAGUCAAUUUCUUCUUAGCAUGUACUGCUAGUGCCCAAAUUAUGAGAAUGCUUAAUUAUAGAAUCGAGAAUGGUGACACUUGGAAGCAAGCAUGUCAAUAUUUAAUUACUUCAAAGCCUGCUAGUGAUAAUAAAAAACCGGUCGUAGAGAAGCAUGCAGCUUUGACUUAG